Messenger RNA from Closterium sp. Naga37s-1, 363 nucleotides. The record is from the annotation of a GenBank genome assembly. NCBI's taxonomy places the organism in Eukaryota, Viridiplantae, Streptophyta, Zygnematophyceae, Desmidiales, Closteriaceae.
AUGCUGAUCUCAUUCAGCCAUACAACCCAUCGUUGCCCCCAAGCAACAUCCUAUCAGGCGGCCACCGCUUCAUCGGAUCAUCGAGGGGACGUGCAAGCCUUGUUGAAGCAAGCCUCAGGCGCUCGUCCGCUCCAUGUGUCGGCUGUGCUGUUGGACCACCGGGGUGACGUGGCGGCGUUCACAAAGCGAGUGCAGGCGCUGCGCGUGCUGCUGGAGGGCGUGCAUGCGCACCAGAGCGGGUGGAGCAUUUGGAAUGGCGACCUGCGCUCGUUCGUGCGGGAGGAGGUGGCCUCACAGGUGCGGCUCCGAUACUCUGAUUUCCUCGACCGCCACAGGUGCGUUCAAGGGCACUCCCCGUGUUGA